UCUAUGCGGAGCUCGCAGGUAGAACGAGAUAGACAACCCAACACAUGGGAAGGUAGAAGUGUCGGGUUACCUGAACUUGAGUUUUGUUUUGUCAGUGGGUUUGGUCAUUCAUAGCAGCUGCUUCUGAAUCUGUGUAUCGCGGAAACACAAAGCUGCACACCGGCAUUCUUUACUACAGCUUUGGGGUUUCAGCAGCAGGCAAAUCAGGCACCCUUCAAGCGGGAUUCGGUUACAGAGCCAAAGAAAGAAAAGGAGAGGGAGUGUGGAAGAGAGGGAAACAGAAUCACAACAGGUUUGCAUUUUGAGCCAGUUCAACAGAACAGUGAAAGCAAGAGGACGAAGGGCAAACAGGGGACUGGGAGUCUCGGUGGAGUCCCACCUCCAGCUUGGGAGGCCAGCGUUCCUGUUUUGUGUUUUGGAUUCAGGUCCUUUUCUAACUAACUACGAAAGAGAACUACAUCAUGUGGGCUGACCCAGUUAUACUUCUCUUGCUGGAGCUGGAGUAGUUCCUGCCAGUAGUUUAACUGGCAGCAGUCCACAACCGGCUCAAUAUGACUCAACAAAAUCAGACGUUCGCUCUGCUGCCUGAGGAUAGCUCCAAACCUUUGAAUCCAAGGCCAGCAGGUCCACGACCAGGCCAACGCAGAAAGCCCAUGAAGUCUCCAAAGCCUCAGAGAGAAAAGGGGUCAAAGAGGAAAACCGUGUUGCUCACUAUUUUGAUAGUUAUUGUGAUAGCGGGCAUCCUGUGCACAGCAGGAUAUUUUAUUAAGAGGCUGAUUGACAGCAAAUACUUUUUCUGCAAACGUUCGGUGAGGUUUAUCCCAAUAGACAAAGCCUGUGAUGGAAACAAUGACUGUACUGGAGGAGAGGAUGAAAUUACUUGUGUGUCGGAAUUUAAAGUCAACACUACACAUCCAGUGCGGCUCACUUCAGUUCAGCGGAUCCUGCAGGUAUACAGCCCCGGCCUAGGCUGGCGGAGUGUGUGCAGUGAUGACUGGACCCCACAGCACGCACAGACAGCUUGUAAACAACUGGGAUACACAAAUAAACCUUACAGCACAAGCGUCCAGGUGGUCAACAUAAUGUCCUCCUUGAAAUCUGGUCCAUUUGCAGCUGUCAGGGCCGGGACUGCUAGCACACCCACACAUCAGGCUACCACUGACCGCAAUGUGUGCAAAUCUGGAUCUGUGGUCUCUUUGACUUGCUCAGACUGUGGAGAGGUGGUCACUAAGGGCCGUAUUGUUGGGGGUACAGAUGCUGCCAUCGAGAACUGGCCCUGGCAAGUCAGCCUGCAGCAAGGUGGCCAGCAUACAUGUGGAGGUGCACUGGUAUCAGAUCGUUGGGUUGUCACUGCUGCCCACUGCUUUUCUGGUAGCAAGAAGGAGCUGAGUCGAUGGAGAGUGGUGUCAGGACAGACAUAUAUGAAGACUCUGGGGGGUUCCUAUGUGGAUAGGGUCAUACUGAAUGGAGACUACAAUCCAGCACGAAAUGACUACGACAUAGCACUUAUUAGGCUCAGCAGCCCAAUUACAGUCAGAGAGACCUCCAAGCCAGUUUGUCUACCUCCAAACGCCCUUGAUCUUGCUUCUGGAGCCUCUAUGGUUGUUACCGGCUGGGGAUACCAGGAGGAAGAUGGGGAUGUUUCCCCCACGCUGCAGAAGGCCCACAUCCCUCUGAUAGAUCGGAAAACAUGCUCCAGCCCUUCAGUCUACGGCAGCUCCAUAACAAAAAAAAUGCUGUGUGCUGGUUACCUGGAGGGGGGAGUGGAUGCCUGCCAGGGGGAUAGUGGAGGCCCUCUGGUCCACUUCUCCUCCUCUCGGUGGAAUCUGAUUGGAGUGGUGAGCUGGGGGGUUGGCUGUGCACGGGAGAACAGGCCUGGUGUCUACUGCAAAGUGGAAGAAAUGCUCAACUGGAUAAAUACAGUCAUUGAGAAAACCCCUUGAUGUCUUUCUGCCACCAAAAAAAAAUCCAGCCCAGGGAGUGUCAUCAACUGUGAAACUGUGAUGAGAAACAGGCUGAGAGGAAAGGGAAGUUGAAGAUGCUUCUCAACAGCAAAACAGACAAAAGGCCUAACAGCCACUCACGUGACGGUUGCAUGUGAAAACACACACAAACACGUAUUCCAUGUAAACUUAUUUCAGGGUUUUUUUGUGCCAUAUCUCAGGGGUAAAGUAUCGUUAUCAGUCACUGAGCAGUUUAAACAUUUAAAAAUGCUGUUCUUAGUUUUUAAUACACUGUCAUUUGACCCAGUCCCAGGUCAAUCAUUAACAGUUUUUAAAACAAGAAUCGUAUGAACUGACAACAGAGCAUUUGACCUGUGGUACUGGCAUAAUUAAAGCAAUAACUGCAUAAGCUGCUGUGAACAUAUUGGACUUUACCAUGGUGUCAGAUAUCAUGUGACUUAUUUGAUUACUGCUGUAUCUGCUAUGAUUUUAGGUGAGGGUUCUUAUACUAAACUGCUAUGUAAACAAAGGUGACAAACCUGUCUGUGAGUAGUGGAAAGCAUCGGGUUAAUAUCAACAAUUUUGUAAAACUGACAACGGCUCUCAAAAGUUAAAUUAAUUUAUGGUGCUAAUUUUAUUUGUUGGCCCAAGUGAGGGGAAAUUAAUCUCUUUAUAGCACAGAGGGUACACUUACAGUACUUACAGUACUUACUACCACAGAAUGAUUCACAUGAGCACUUUAAGUGGAAAUUGAAAAUUACUUGACUUUAAUAUACUGUAUAUGUACAGUAGAUGAUUCAAGUAACGUGUGUUGUAAUGCACUGAAUAUAUAAAAUUAUUUUGUAUUGUUGUAUGUUCAUGAACAGUUGUUUUUUCAACAUUCUCACACCUUAUGCCUAAUUGAAAGUGCUGGUCACUGACUUUUUGCCUUCACCCCUAU
Molecule: messenger RNA, 2883 nt
Organism: Cololabis saira (Pacific saury)
Lineage: Eukaryota; Metazoa; Chordata; Actinopteri; Beloniformes; Belonidae
Gene: tmprss4a
Product: transmembrane serine protease 4a
Exons: 14
Coding region: 552-1943 (463 amino acids)
Biological process (GO): proteolysis
Cellular component (GO): membrane
Molecular function (GO): protein binding; serine-type endopeptidase activity
Source: RefSeq, a predicted model, not a curated record